Molecule: messenger RNA, 956 nt
Organism: Rhea pennata
Lineage: Eukaryota; Metazoa; Chordata; Aves; Rheiformes; Rheidae
Product: mas-related G-protein coupled receptor member H-like
Exons: 1
Coding region: 39-956 (305 amino acids)
Biological process (GO): G protein-coupled receptor signaling pathway
Cellular component (GO): membrane
Molecular function (GO): G protein-coupled receptor activity
Source: RefSeq, a predicted model, not a curated record
AAGCCCAGAUCACGCCACCCAGCCCAGCCUUCCUGGGGAUGGAGCCGAACCACACGUACCUGCAGCCUGCACAGCCCACACUAGCAGAUGAUGGAGAUUACAAAUGUGUGAUAGACGUCUCUGAUGUGGCCCUGGAUGGUGCCACGCUACUCAUCUGCCCAUGCGGGCUGGUGGGGAAUGGGGCCGUCCUCUGGCUCCUUGGCUUCCGCAUCCGCAGGAAUCCCAUUACCGUCUACAUCCUCAACCUGGCCUUUGCAGACUUCACCUUCCUCCUCUUCAUGCUCACCUCAGCCCUGUUAUACAUCAUGGAGAACGUCUCCUGCUCCACUUUAGAGUUCUUGAACUACCUGAGGCCACUUUUCCUGUUGUCUCUCUUUGCCUACAACAUGGGCUUAUAUCUCCUGACAGCCAUCAGCGUUGAGAGGUGUGUGUCCAUCCUGUGCCCACUCUGGUAUCGUUGCCGCCGUCCCGAGCACUUGUCAACCACUGUAUGUGCCCUGCUCUGGGCUCUCUCUGUCUCUGUAAUUGCUGUAGUGACUUCUCUCUGCAUGUCUCACCAACCUGAACACUGCCAACUGGCUCUCAUCUCUAUGUAUGUCCUCAAUUUCUUCAUCUUUGCUCCACCCAUGGUCCUCUUCAGCACAAUCCUGUUCAUUAAGGUCCGAUGUGGCCCCCGGCGCCAUCACCCUGGGAAGCUCUAUGUCGUUAUCUUCUUCACAGUCCUCUUCUUCCUUCUCUUUGCUCUUCCCCUCAGCAUCUGGAACUUCCUACAGCAGUUUAACUAUGUCACUGGGCAGUCCCAGAUUGUUUUCUUGCUGGUCUGUAUCAACAGCAGCAUCAACCCGUUUAUCUACUUCCUGGUGGGGAGCUACAAGAGGCAUUGCUCCUUGGUCUCUUUGAAGGUCGCCUUCCAGACGGUCUUUGAGGAAACGGUGGUUACCACCAUCUCCAGCUAA